Molecule: messenger RNA, 1119 nt
Organism: Toxoplasma gondii ME49
Lineage: Eukaryota; Apicomplexa; Conoidasida; Eucoccidiorida; Sarcocystidae
Exons: 2
Coding region: 262-1119 (285 amino acids)
Source: RefSeq, a predicted model, not a curated record
AAAUUAUGGAUACGCAAUGGCAGAGCUCAAGCAUCUGCCUGGAUGUGGAACCCGGAGAUGUCGCAGUGUUUAGCGACAAUGGAAUGGCGGCAACUGCUUCGCCAUGGGAAGUGUAAAACUGGCAUCAUGAGCAUGCAGCUGCGGACACCGAAAACUAUUAUAAGGCUGUAGUCCUUUGCUGGAAAAAGACAAGGCGAAGACAUUGUCUUUUGCUCGGUACUGAUACAUUUCUUCCGAAAACAUCGACAGUAUGCAUCACCGAUGAGGAACCCUGCAGAAGCACCAUGCUGUCAAGACUACUUUCGAUCCCUCAUCAUCUGUGCGUGUGCGUGCUGGCAAGGGGGGUCAGUUUCGACUUCCAGUGACGCCCUGCAGCCGGGCUUUGUUGGCCACCUCUGGAGCUCUGUGCACACCACGACAUCAACAUCAUCUGGUUUCCUCGCUGCAUCGGAUUCUGUGGCCUUUUCACGUCCACCCGAUGGUUUGUCAACAGCAAGUGAUCUGUUGGGUUACAACUUCAAAGGUUUACCACCUGCCACGUUUCCAUGGUCACGUGACUCGCGUCUGGAGGGUGACCGCGAGUUAACGCGACCACGUGGGCUGUGCCAGUGGUCGCCUGCAACUGAAGGACUGAAGGAACACCACGCAGUUGCAGCGUGUUUCCCGUUGCCAGCCGCAUUGGUCGCAGAAACACAAAGAAAAGAGGCGUGUCGAUUAUUCGUGACGCCAGCGUCGUACACGUUCAGUAAGGACGCUUUCUUACGCCACGCUUGUGCUUGCCCUGCAGUUCGAGCGUCGUGGGCACUCGUUUUGGUUCGAGCCCUCUUGCGUAUGCUCGAAUUUCUGGGGUUGCAGCUCAUUUUCCUGGUUCUAUCUCUUUUACUCCUGUGGUUGCUUCUGCUGUUAUUGAAAGCGGUUGAAUGGUUUCUGGGCCUCAGCGUCAUUGACUUCGAGUUCAGCUUCGGUGAUGCCAGGCGGCAUCCCUUUGCUUCUACUACGACGGACCGGCAAGCUAGGCAGGAUGCAACGGAUGAAGGGCAGAACAACGAUUUCGCAUUCUCAUUCGAGGCGGAAGAGCACGAAACGGCCAACAUUCCCCCUGCCGGAUUGCAUAUGUGA